Molecule: messenger RNA, 1588 nt
Organism: Erpetoichthys calabaricus (reedfish)
Lineage: Eukaryota; Metazoa; Chordata; Cladistia; Polypteriformes; Polypteridae
Product: olfactory receptor class A-like protein 1
Exons: 1
Coding region: 19-990 (323 amino acids)
Biological process (GO): G protein-coupled receptor signaling pathway
Cellular component (GO): membrane
Molecular function (GO): pheromone receptor activity
Source: RefSeq, a predicted model, not a curated record
GACAUUGCAGUGGACAUCAUGGACACCAGAGCUGUGGUCAAGGCUGUUGCUUUUGUAAUCCUCACAGUCAUCAGCAUCCCUUCCAAUAUGGCCAUUUGUUAUGCCUUCUUGCAUACUCUACUGAUCGAGGGCAAGCUCAUGACUGCUGAUGUCAUCCUGUGCCACCUGAGCUUUGCCAACCUGGUAGUGACGCUCACUCGUGGCAUUCCACAAACACUCACUGCCUUUGGCUACAAAAACCUCUUUGACGACCUUGGCUGCAAAUUCAUUGUUCUCUGCUUCCGGACAUUUAGAGGUCUCUCUAUAAGUCUGACCUGUCUGCUCAGUGCAUACCAGGCAGUAGUUAUCUCACCAGCCACUUCCAAGAUGGCUGUCUUGAAGACAGUAAUAUCCCAAUACCUUGUGCCCUUGGUAGUGUUUCUCUACAAAUUUUGCUGUGUGACCAGUGUUUACCCUAUUCUUCAUGCAGUGUCUAAAGUGGUCAAUAACACCAUUCCUUUGUACACUUUUAAUUUAGAAUUUUGUAUCAUUCCAUAUCCUGACUACACAGCCUUUAUGGCUGCUGGCUUGUCUAACUUCUUCCGAGAUCUGAUCUUCAUUUUGGGGAUGACAAUCAUGAGUGGAUACAUCCUAGUCCUUCUCUACCAGCACAGCAAAAAAGUGAAGAAUAUUCGAAGCUCUGACAGAGGCCAAUCAGGAGCCAGAGCUGAAACCAAGGCCUCUAGGGCUGUGGUCACUUUGGUAGUUCUCUAUGUCAUUUUCUUUGGGGUGGACAAUGUCAUCUGGCUGUAUUCUUUGGGUGUUCUAAGGGUGGCACCUAUCUUUACUGACUUCCGGGUCUUCUUUUACACACUGUAUUCUUCAGUGUGCCCCAUUGUGGUCAUCAUCACAAACCCUAAGGUUAAAGGCAAGCUGAACAGUGUCAAAUUAAACAAGCUUGUGUCCACUGCAGGCAGCUGCAUGUCAAAGGGACUUAAGGCUAAAAGAUGACUAUCUCUUAUACAAGAGACCAGAAGAAUAUGAGUCUUUCAACAUGGGAUCAGUGCUACAGGCUGUUGAAAUUACUUGAGCUGAGUGUAAAGGCUAUGAAGUCACCUUUAAAGUUAGAAUUUAAACUCAUCACACAAUCAUACCACAGUCCACCUUACAUUAAAUAUCCCUCUUGUGAACUCACAUGUCAGAGAUUUAAAAGGGGACUUGGAUCAUGGUCACAGCUUGCAUUUUACCAGUUAAGCAACAUUUAGAAAUACAUAGCCCAGUCAAGGUCACAGUGGUGCAGUGAAUUGUGCUGCUGCCUCAUCGAUCCAGACACGCUCUCGCUUAUCGUCUACAGAAAGUUUGUACUUACUCUUUUUUGUCUGUGUGGGUCUUCCGUUCACAUCCCCGAAGAUGAGCUUUUAAGAUUAACUGGCAAAUCAAAAUUAGCCCUAUCGUGAGUGUUUGUGCCCAAUGAUUGAGUGGCUCCCUGUGGUGCCUAUUUAGGCUCCACAUCCCGGUGACCCUGAAUUGGUUGAAGCCGGUUUGAGAAUGUCCUGUGUCCAGCUUGGGAUCAGUAGAUGGAAAUGUACAUUAAGAAUAAAGUAUACUG